AAAAAGAAAUUUAUAAACGAAUGUUUUCACCUUCUACAUCAACAAAAGUUGAUCAAAAACUUCAAACAAAAACUAUUCAAAAGGUUGAAAACAAGACUAAUAAUGCUUGGUGGACAUAUAUUGCAAUGGGUAGUGCUGUUUUAGCUGCUGUUGGUCUUGCUGCAAUAAUUAAAUACCGAUAA
Messenger RNA from Rotaria sordida, 182 nucleotides. NCBI's taxonomy places the organism in Eukaryota, Metazoa, Rotifera, Eurotatoria, Philodinida, Philodinidae. The record is from the annotation of a GenBank genome assembly.